Hippocampus comes (tiger tail seahorse) is the source of this 2230-nucleotide messenger RNA. Its product is annotated as circadian-associated transcriptional repressor. Bases 865 to 2007 code for a protein of 380 amino acids. Lineage: Eukaryota; Metazoa; Chordata; Actinopteri; Syngnathiformes; Syngnathidae. Gene Ontology annotation, molecular function: RNA polymerase II cis-regulatory region sequence-specific DNA binding. The transcript is spliced from 7 exons. The record is from RefSeq and is a predicted model, not a curated record. Gene Ontology annotation, biological process: circadian regulation of gene expression; negative regulation of DNA-templated transcription. Gene Ontology annotation, cellular component: nucleus.
ACACAAGAAGCAAACACACGGGCUACACAUGAGUGGGCGGGGCUACGAGCGGUCGCGACGCCGUCCAAUCGGCGCCCAGUAAACCAAACACUGGCUGCGCUUGUCGACCAAUGGCGCUCGCCCCCCCCGGAAGCCCUCCGCCAAUGGGCGGACCCGAUGACGUGGGCACGUGGAUCCCGGCACAUGUUGACGCUCGUAAAGUGAGCCGAGAAAGAAAGAGCGAGCAAACACACACGCGCACACACAUACUCACACACGUACACACCCACGAUCACACACACGUACACGGUCUCACAUACAUACACACACGGCGACUCACGGCCGGCCCGAGUGGACGUGGACGUGUGCGACUCUGUCCAAGCCGACGCCGGUCGCCCAGAUGCUGCUCACUUCGCCCAUUGCUCACUGACGGAACCAGUUCGGAGCAAGAACAGCUCGUAUUGUUCUUUUUUUUUAUCGUGAAUACACCGGGCGGAGGGAAGUGGCGGAAGGAAGACGUAGAGGAGUGGCCAGCUCCAGUGCGUACACAAGAGGAUGAGGAAGAUGAGAUGAGAGGCAUGCAGAAUGCACCCAGAGAGGAAAGAGAGCAGUUUGUGUGUGUGUGUGUAAAGGGAGUGGGGGUGGGGGUCUUGUGUUCAGGAAGGGGGGCUAGGAUGGAGCUUCAGCCAGAGCCGGCGAGGGCGGCGCUACAAGCCGAGCACUGGAGGCUGUGAAAGAACGAGACUGCCUAUUCUGAUUCCGCUACGCUCGGACUCCCAUCCCCCCGCUCACAUUUUUACUCUUCCGUCUCCAAUCUCGUCAAUGGGAGCGAGACAUGUGCUAGCAUUGUGUGCCGACUGGCUGCCCCCCAUGCCAUGUUAAAAGAUGCAGUCCCAGGGCAGCACGUCGUCCCAACCCUCCUUUGACUCGCUGAGCUCCAGCGACAGCCUCCUGUUCAGUGACUCGGACGACACCGACGUCUUCCUGACCGACGCCUCCUCCUCGGCCCUCCUGGAGGCGGCGGCGGCGGCAGGGGGCCCGCCGGCAACGGCCGGCAACUCCGGCCGGGCGUCCGGGAGUCCCAGCUCGCAGUGGGCGUGCGACGGCUUCGCCGGCAAAGAGGAAGAGGACGGCUCCUUGCCACGCCAGGUUCCCAAAUCGCAGGGCGACCUGCUGUUUGCUCAGAAGUGUGCUGAGCUGCAGGGUUUUGUCAGGCCACUGCUGGAGCUGCUGAACGGGCUGAAGAAGGGCCGAUUUGAUCGCGGUCUGAGCAGUUUCCAGCAGAGCGUCGCCAUGGAUCGCAUCCAGAGGAUUGUGGGUGUUUUGCAGAAACCAAACAGUGGGGAACGGUACCUCAACACGCUCCUCCAGGUGGAGAUGAUGUUGAAGCUGUGGUUUCCACAGAUCGCCACCGUCCCGCCGUCGUCCGUCCCCGGUACUGCCGCGUCGUCCGCCCGUGUCAUCCAGGACGCACCGGGCGCCACGCCACCACACAAGCACAGGGAUCAACUGCAUAUCCCGGUCAAGAAACGCCGACUCAGCUGGACAGGAACCGACUCUCCGAUGCCCUCUCCAGGUCUCCCUAAGUGCCCUCCCAUCAGCGCACAAGAGAAAAAGCACCAAGAUGACAGUGAGGAAGAAGACACAGGAGCCCCAGCAGGCAGCCCCUGUCCCCCUCCCCCUCUCCCUCCUCCACCUCCUCCUCCUCCUCCAUCGUCAUCGCCACCGUCACCGUCGCACCAAAAUCCCGCAAAGGGAAACGACAGUGGCUCUGACAGUUCAGGCAACCCGUCGGAGUACAAAACGGCUCGUGUGUCGGAGCCCAGCCUCACAUGGGUGCACGUCGCGCCCAUUCUCUCCCCGCGGAAAACGGGCGCAUUGGCGGUCGGCAGCGGGGAGGCCACGCAGGACAGCGCCGUGUCCUCCACCACGCCGCCUGAGCUCAGUAAGGAUCUAAAGAAAGCCGCACGCUGCCAAAGCCAAGCUGCCGCCGCCGCUGUUGACGAUCGUCGGCAGGAAGACCAUUAGGACCGGGACACUCCCUCGGAGACCUGAGAGCAGAGCGGCGCCGGAGGAAAUCAAACGCGUGUUGAUAAUCACAACUAGUGUCAAAAUGUGCAAAGAAACCAUGGAGGAGGAUUGCAAGUAAACUGAAAUCUCAACAAAAAAAAAGAAUGGAGCACUUCCUGUCAGGAGAGGAAGUGACGGACGAUGUCACCUUUUACGGGUUGUAGAUAGACAUGACAAGGAA